AUGUCGAAAGAAACAGCGUCUAUGAGAGAAAUACAACACAACCGACAACUCAUUAUACAAGCUCUAAAUAAGAACACAACAAACUUUUCAAACUAUUCUAAGAUAUCUGAGUCAUUGAAAGGGGGUGACUUAAAACUGACAUUAAACCCAAUGACAGAUGAGUUUCUGUUUCAAGACAAUAAGAACCAUACUGUUUGUAUAAAUCCAACAAAAGGAACUUUAAACGAGAAACCUAUAAAUGAACUUCUUUUGAAAGCAGAUGUUGACAACAAAGCUGACAAAACAUAUGUAGACGAUGCAAUAGCAAAAGAAGAAGAAAGAGCUAACAAAGCUUAUGCAACAAAAGAACAUACUCAUCCUGAACUAG
Messenger RNA from Trichomonas vaginalis G3, 367 nucleotides. Its product is annotated as phage tail repeat-like family. NCBI's taxonomy places the organism in Eukaryota, Parabasalia, Trichomonadida, Trichomonadidae. The record is from RefSeq and is a predicted model, not a curated record. The annotation marks the transcript as partial. The transcript has a single exon.